Molecule: messenger RNA, 892 nt
Organism: Cylicocyclus nassatus
Lineage: Eukaryota; Metazoa; Nematoda; Chromadorea; Rhabditida; Strongylidae
Source: the annotation of a GenBank genome assembly
AGCAUGGGCUGUGCAGGACCCCUUCUCUCGCCAUAUAUGCCCUACAUGCAUGCGAAUGUCAGAGUGCCGAAGCCAUUAUCUUGACCCUGUUUAUCCAACUACUCAACAGCCGAGGCUGAGCUGUCCAAGCCGCAGGACAGGAAUGGUGUCAUCGUCUUCCUGAAAUGGUCCGUGGGUUCGAAACAUUGAAAGCAAAUGUGAAUGAUGCCGUGCUUGAUUAGCAAAGAAGCCGAACAAAUCGAAAGGGACGAAAUCAAACAUGAUGUUUGUUCUAAAUCCUUCUCGUUCGCAUCAUCUUCAUCUGCAAAUCGAGCACGUUUUGAAAAAGAAGGGGACGUAUUCAACUAUCCCGUUGCUACGGUGCGAACUCGAUUGCGUCAGUAUUGGAAGGAGUAUCCUGGACCGAGUAGGGAACCGAAGGCUCGCAAUGUUCACUACGCCUUCGAGCCCUUCAAAGGCAUUAUCAGCCGAUGUGGAGUCAAAGUCGCAAUGGGUCCAUUGUCAGCGCUUACUUUUUCAUACAGGUUUUUUAAAUCAAAACAGUUAUACUGGUGACUAAGCCCACUUUGUAUACGCCUUCGAUUCUCAUUUUUCAUUGCCUUGUAUAUCCAAAAUGCUCAUGUAGUUUGCACUUACAUCGCCAAAUUGUUUUCGCAUGGUCAUCUUGAUUUGGUGCAAUAUUCUAUUGAAGUUCUUCCCAAAGCGCUGUCCAAUGUCGGCAUCAACUAUUGAAGUAGGCAUUGUUUCUGCAUGUUCUGAUACAAAUUGUGCAAGUUCUUAGCCCUUUUGCUUUAAUAAUGCAUCUUUAUAUCAUCUCGUCUUUUUGUUAGUGAAAGUGUUUCUGUCUGAAUCGUUUCGAGCUGUGUAUUCUCCCCCCAAUAUUGAUUAUGAC